Molecule: messenger RNA, 402 nt
Organism: Naegleria fowleri
Lineage: Eukaryota; Heterolobosea; Eutetramitea; Acrasida; Naegleriidae
Exons: 1
Coding region: 1-402 (133 amino acids)
Source: RefSeq, a predicted model, not a curated record
AUGAAUCACUCGACUCCGAUUCAAAUUUUCCAAAGAAUUGAAAAACAAUUCAUUUUAAAACAAGAUCGAUUUCGUGUCAUCUUUUUUCCAAUGCUCUGCACACCAGAGGCAAGUGUAGCUGUGGAUGAUUUGAAUCGAUUGGAAGGAUUUAUUUUUCUAAAACAAGCAUCGUUGGAUGCUUUCAAGGAAAUGCCAACUGGAUGUCAAUUUUGUGCUGCCUUUCUCAAUGACAAGUUCACAUUUGAACAUCAAGAUUCAAAGUUGUCAUCCGUAACUAUCAGUAGUGCAAGUUUGAAGCAACAUCAACAAGGAAAAUUGACAAAUCAGGAAAUUAUUUCACUCAUCAAAAUGCCAGUCAAAUCUUUUGGAUAUUUCGAAAUGGAAAAAGGAGCAAAUAACUAA